Molecule: messenger RNA, 234 nt
Organism: Sclerotinia sclerotiorum 1980 UF-70
Lineage: Eukaryota; Fungi; Ascomycota; Leotiomycetes; Helotiales; Sclerotiniaceae
Exons: 2
Coding region: 1-234 (77 amino acids)
Source: RefSeq, a predicted model, not a curated record
AUGCCUUGGUUAUCUUGUGUUACUGCUAAAGGGCGGAGAAAGAGAAAAUUUGAGCAGCAGAGUUUUAAGGAGGACGCAGGUAUCACUGCAUCGGAUACUGGGGACGGCCAAUUGAUAUUGCGCACCGAAUUCUUCCGGAGGCUCUUUCUCAUCAGAUACAGUACAGUCAUCUCCGAGUUCCAAACUUCCUCUCGAAGGGUUUGGGAGAGGCAAGGCUUUGACACCCAAGAAUGA